AUGACCACGAGCGAUCGGUCGCGGUCGAGCGCGGACGCGGAGAACGAGGCUCCGGAGGAGCGACCGACGCCGCACAACGCGCACGCGCACGAAGACGGGUACCGGUGGCGGAAGUACGGACAAAAGAACAUCAAGGGGUCCCGACACCCGCGGUCAUAUUAUAGAUGCACCGAGCGCGGGUGCCCGGCGAGGAAGAAGACGGAGCUCGCGAGCGACGACGAGAGCGAUGAGGACGAGGGAGAUCGGAUGCGAGUGACAUACGAGGGGGUCCACACGCAUCCCAAACCGUCGCGCGGGCGAGGGCCGAGUAUGCUGAUGUCGAUGGAGCCGCUUUGCAUCGCGGCGACGCCGGAGCGGGCAACGAGCGGGACGUCCUCGGGAACCGUAUUCGGACGACGACGAGGGCGGGAAGAGGGGCAAACGGAGCGCGAAAAGCGAAAGUUUCACGAGUUCUCAAUCAAGAGCGAAUCACUCGAGACGCCGAAGAAACGAAGAAAGGAAUCACCAGCCGCGAAGACGACACCGCGAUCAAGGACGACACCGCAAUCCAAGACCCCACCGAGACAGACGCCCAGUCGACCGAACCGCUCACGUGCGUCCGGCAGUCGCUCUCGCCAGCGCGAGCGCCGGGAGUCUUCGUGUAGCGCUCAAAACGCCGGAAGAUCGAGCUCUUAUCGCGCCAAGAAGCCGAUGAAGCAGCCAGUGAAUCCGACGCUGAUGAGCGACAUGAUGACAUGCUUCAACGAGUACGUCACGAACAGCGAGCAGUGGACUGCAAACGGGCAUAUCGGAGGCCACGUCGCCCCGUUCAAGUCCUCCGCGCUAGAGUACGAACACCAUCGACGGCCCGUGGUCCCGCCGCCACCGCAGGAGCGCUCUUUAUCGGACCGUCUCUUUGAUUGGCUUCCCCUCUCGCCACUCUCGCCGACGUGGCCGUCUUGGCCCUUCGGCGACGCCGACCUUGAGGCCAAGCUCCUCAGAUCGACCCCAGCGAGAGAGAAUCAAGCCGUAGAGUACAACCAUGAUCACCGUGGCAACGUUUGCUCGUCCGGUCUCCGACGCGAACGCUCUUUCGAGGACCUCCGUCCCCCAGCGCUCACCGUCGCCGACGAACCUACGGCGCUCACCCACGACGAGCGCCGUCCCGACUGGUCCCUCGGCGAGUAUCUCCGCUCGCCCUUCGAGUCCAUCAUCUCAAGCACUCCACUUCUCGCGACGCUCACGAAAACCAUGCGCUCGUGGUGCGAGUCCCCAUCCGCGGCCGCUCAAGCGCUCUCUCCUCUGGGCCAGGGCAGAGAUUUCGCUCGUCCGCCGGGCUUCGUCGCUCGAAGACGCGCGCGAUCCGAGACCUUACACCCGGACUCGCUGUACACCGCCUCACUCCGCUCGCCAUUUCGCGCUUUUUAG
Messenger RNA from Ostreococcus tauri, 1407 nucleotides. RefSeq names its product DNA-binding WRKY. The transcript has a single exon. NCBI's taxonomy places the organism in Eukaryota, Viridiplantae, Chlorophyta, Mamiellophyceae, Mamiellales, Bathycoccaceae. Gene Ontology annotation, molecular function: sequence-specific DNA binding; DNA-binding transcription factor activity. Bases 1 to 1407 code for a protein of 468 amino acids. Gene Ontology annotation, biological process: regulation of DNA-templated transcription. The record is from RefSeq and is a predicted model, not a curated record.